Messenger RNA from Drosophila nasuta, 2692 nucleotides. RefSeq names its product septin 7-like protein pnut (gene pnut). The coding region runs from base 271 to 1878 and encodes 535 amino acids. The transcript has a single exon. Lineage: Eukaryota; Metazoa; Arthropoda; Insecta; Diptera; Drosophilidae. Gene Ontology annotation, molecular function: GTP binding. The record is from RefSeq and is a predicted model, not a curated record.
UGCAGCAGUCGCUUGUUUUUCGCUCACUCAAUAGCACGGCCAUAGCGCGUUGUUGGCGUACUUAUUAUUUUUUUGCAAAGAGGAAGAAGAAGCAGCAGUAGCAGAAGCAGUGCAGAAGUUUUGUUGACACCAAAAGAAAGAAAAAGAAAAAACCCUAAACAAGAGCCAAAGUUGAAAACUAGGCGUGACGACACAAAAGCGUGCAAAGUGUAGAGACGAAAGUGAAAUUGUUAAAUAUCUAGUAUAGUAUAAAACAAGAGCAAAUUGCAAAUGAAUAGUCCUCGCACAAACGGCGCCAUCUCAGCGCUGCCCAGCACACUGGCGCAACUGGCGCUGCGCGACAAGCAGCAGGCGGCGACAGCAUCGGCAUCAGUAUCGGCGUCCGCAUCAAAUGGCAGUGACUCCUCAGCAGCAGCGGCAGCAACGCAGCGCCCACAAACGCAGCCGCCCAGUGUGCCAUCGUCAGUGAACAAAUUGCAGUUGGCCGAUGCCAGUGUGACCAGCUCCAAUGGUGACUCGAACAAGCUGACGCACGACUUGCAAGAAAAGGAAGCACAGCAGCAGCAGAAGCCACAAAAACCGCCGUUGCCGGUGCGCCAAAAACCGAUGGAGAUUGCCGGGUAUGUGGGAUUCGCCAAUCUGCCCAAUCAGGUGUAUCGCAAGGCGGUUAAACGUGGCUUUGAAUUCACGCUGAUGGUGGUGGGUGCCAGUGGACUGGGCAAGUCAACGCUGAUCAACUCGAUGUUCCUUUCGGACAUCUACAAUGCGGAACAGUAUCCGGGCCCAUCGCUGCGCAAGAAGAAGACCGUUGCCGUCGAGGCCACCAAGGUAAUGCUCAAGGAGAACGGCGUCAAUUUGACUCUCACUGUGGUGGACACGCCCGGAUUUGGGGAUGCUGUCGAUAACAGCAACUGCUGGGUGCCCAUACUCGAGUACGUGGACAGCAAGUAUGAGGAGUAUUUGACUGCCGAGUCGCGGGUGUAUCGCAAGACGAUCUCGGACAAUCGGGUGCACUGUUGUCUGUACUUUAUCGCGCCCUCGGGUCACGGUCUGUUGCCAUUGGACAUCGCCUGCAUGCAGAGCCUGUCGGAUAAGGUGAAUCUGGUGCCGGUGAUUGCCAAGGCCGACACCAUGACGCCGGACGAGGUGCAUCUGUUCAAGAAGCAGAUACUUAAUGAGAUUGCUCAACACAAGAUCAAGAUCUACGAUUUUCCCGCCACACUCGAGGAUGCCGCCGAGGAGAGCAAGGCCACACAGAAUCUGCGCAGUCGGGUGCCCUUCGCUGUUGUUGGAGCCAACACCAUCAUCGAGAUGGACGGCAAGAAGGUGCGAGGACGUCGCUAUCCUUGGGGCCUCGUCGAGGUCGAGAAUUUGACACACUGCGACUUCAUUGCUCUGCGCAAUAUGGUGAUUCGCACCCAUCUGCAGGAUCUCAAAGAUGUCACGAAUAAUGUGCACUAUGAGAACUAUCGAUGCCGCAAGCUCUCCGAGCUGGGUCUGGUCGAUGGCAAGGCUCGGCUGUCGAAUAAGAAUCCGCUCACCCAGAUGGAGGAGGAGAAGCGCGAGCACGAGCAGAAGAUGAAGAAAAUGGAGGCGGAGAUGGAGCAGGUGUUCGACAUGAAGGUGAAGGAGAAAAUGCAGAAGCUCAAGGAUUCCGAAUUGGAGAUGGCGCGCAGGCACGAGGAACGCAAGAAGGCGCUCGAGUUGCAGAUCCACGAACUGGACGAGAAGCGGCGUGAUUUUGAGCGUGAGAAGAAGGAAUGGGAGGAUGUCAAUCAUGUGACGCUUGAGGAGCUGAAGCGACGCAGUCUUGGUGCAAACAGUAGCACCGACAAUGUCGAUGCCAAGAAGGAGAAGAAGAAGAAGGGUCUGUUCUAAGUCAAACAUAAACCAUAUUAAACGACAUACUACACAUAUAAAUCCUCCUACUCCUAAUUAACAAAAGAAAUGAAAAACAAAAAAGAAGAAGCAAAAAGAUUAACAUACUACACUUUAAGGGCUACAAAUCUCGAGAACAAAAUAACAUAACGAAUUAUAUAUAUAUAUAAACAUCUCUAUAUACAAUUUAUAUAUAUAUAUAGAUAUUGCGGUGCAUACCAUACUAUAAAUUUCAUACAUAGGCAUUGCAUACGAAAGAUUUCAAGUACUCGCUUGCUUGCAUCCUUAUCAGAGGGGCCUAUGUUUGGGGCUGCAGUCUAGGACAUAUAUAGUAUACAUAUAGUGUACGUAUGUAUGGCUUUCGCACAGCAAUCGCGCAUUUGUUUUUUACAUGCAUACAUACACUCACACACACAUACACGCAUAUUAACAUUUAUUACAAACAAAAGAGAGUUAUUAUUAUUAUUGCAGUAUUUUAUCAAAAUAUUUCAAGCGCAUCAAAAUACCGAAUGAGAGAACACACAUAAAUAACUUGACGAAACAUUUCGACUAGCAUAAAUGAAUUGAAACGAACCUAAAUUGUAUUUACAAAAUACUUCAAUAUCGCUUAAUUAACAAUAAAUACCAUUUAAAUAAAAAAAAAACGAUGACGAAGACGACGCAAGAAGAAGAUGAAGAAACCCGAAAUAUCCUAAUAUUAACAUGUAUAACGUACGUAAUGUAUAAUGUGUAUUGUAUUUACUUAUUAUGCAUAAAAGUCAAAAAAACACAAAGCAACAACAGAAACAAAAAACAAAAAAAAAAAAAGAAACAA